UUUUGGCUGUUUAUCUUCAUUGCUGGUAUUUUUUAAAAAUUUUUUGGGGUGUCUCCAACAGUUUCGAUUCUCUGCCCGACGAUGAUUUUUAGGCGUUUCUCCAACCUUGAGUUCCGACGACCCUUUAUCCGACAUUUCCAUUUCCUGAAAAACUUCUUCUCGACAAGGAGGCCAUCCCUUGUAUCGUAUUACACCAGAUUUGUGUGUCCAGCAAGUAUUUUCUAUUCUUCAUUAUAUUCCGAAUCAAUAUACCAAACAUUUACAUUUCUCGGUCUUUUAUUAAUUUAUUCCCCAACAACAAAUAUUUCUUCACGUCUAAACUUGUUGUUUGCUUCAGCCGUAUUUUCCUUAGCUUUUUUGACUCGUUCAAAUGGAUUGACUAAUAUUGGAUUUAUUGGAUUCCCUCUCUUGUUGGAUGUUAUUAUUUUUAUUGAAAGACAAAUACCUAAUGAAAAUGGUGAGGGGGAAAGAGGAGGAAUGAUUGAUAAAAAUGGUGGAAUAUAUCAACAAAAAUAUCAACAAUUUGAAUUUCGGGAAUUUUCUGUGGAGCUGGUUAAAAAGGUUUAUUUUUUAAUUUAAUUUUUUUUUGAGUCCACCCUAGGAAAACCUAUUGACCCUGAAGACCUAGAAAUUUUGAAAGGGAAUAUCAAAGUGAAUAUUGAGUGAUUUGGGGGAGGGGCGUUAUUGAAAGGUAGUCGAGAUUCAUGAAAAGACUGGGCCUGUUUCUGGGUCCUGG
Molecule: messenger RNA, 736 nt
Organism: Meloidogyne enterolobii
Lineage: Eukaryota; Metazoa; Nematoda; Chromadorea; Rhabditida; Meloidogynidae
Source: the annotation of a GenBank genome assembly